AUGACUUUUUAUAUCGCACUCGACGCCUAUAAGAAGUCAAGCGUUCCGGAUUUGACUUUCGAGAGUUCAUCGCCGGCAGUAGCAACCGAACCAGAGUAUGCCAUUUACGACGAUGCGCAUCGCAGUCAUGCCAAAAAUAUCCCGCAUUUACUAGGAUACAAGACACCAUCGGUUCCAAGGAGCCUUUUUUUGUACGAAGAAUGGAAUUCUUAA
Messenger RNA from Notodromas monacha, 213 nucleotides. Lineage: Eukaryota; Metazoa; Arthropoda; Ostracoda; Podocopida; Cyprididae. The record is from the annotation of a GenBank genome assembly.